Mesorhabditis spiculigera is the source of this 615-nucleotide messenger RNA. NCBI's taxonomy places the organism in Eukaryota, Metazoa, Nematoda, Chromadorea, Rhabditida, Rhabditidae. The record is from the annotation of a GenBank genome assembly.
AUGCCAUGGAACGGGCAUCACCGACGAGAUGCGCAACGACAUGCUCUGCAUGCGUGCCAUCUCGAAGGUUACCCGUUUGACCCCGGAUGCACGCCACGACAUGACGCGCAAGUGGCUCAGGAAAGUCCUGCACCCGCCACUGGGGUUUGGAGCGGGAUGAGCAAUUUACUCAUCCCCCAUCUCCACAACGCGCAAAUGGCUCAAAGAUGCUGGCGAAAUAAAGAAGCAGCUCCCCGACCAGGAGCUCCGGAACGCAUCGAAAACAGCUCGGCCUAUCGUGCCCCUCAACUCCGUCGUCAACGUCAUGGCCAACUACGUCCGCGUGAAGAGCCAUGUCGACUUGCCCAUCUACCAAUUCCAUUUCGCCUUCGACCCGCCGCGAUGGACAACAAGAGCUGGCGCGAAGACAUUUUGCGCGGCUAUGGCAUUUUCGAUCACGAGCUCUUCGACGGUGCGAUGAUGUACUCUCCGGAACGCAUCGAAGACGGCUCGGUCUACCGUGCUUCACAUCCCGGCGACAACGGCGUCACGGUCCAAGUUACCGUCAAGGUUAAUGCCACGUUUGUGCGCAACGAUCCGCAGGCCUUGCACGUCCUCGAUUUGCUCAUCCGCAGG